AUGCACCUGAUGAAGUCUGUGGCCAUCCUGUGGCUGACAGCAGUGCUGCUUUUGUUGCCCACACUCACGCAAUGUGGGAAGUGCCCUCGUGUCUGCACCUGUGACAGCAAAAAGCUCACUGUAUCAUGCACGGGGAAGAACCUCACCCAGGUCCCGGCCACCAUUGAUGAGAUAACAGUGAAGUUGGAUUUGAAGAGGAACAACCUGGGGGAGUUGGUGCGGGGAGAGUUCACACACACACCAUACCUCACACACCUGGGCCUGCAGGGCUGCAGAAUACACUCCAUACAAGAGGGAACCUUCAGGGGUCUCUCACGCCUCGUUCAACUCGACCUCACCAACAACAACAUUGAGAUCCUUCCCCAGGAGUCAUUUGAUGGCCUGUCAUCGCUGAAGCAGUUGUUCCUGGAUCGGAAUCGUAUUGAUGAGAUCAGACCAGGGGCAUUUUCUCAACUGGGAUCACUGAGCCUCCUGUCUCUCACCCAUAACCAGCUCAUUUAUAUCCCCAAUAUGGCCUUUCAAGGCCUGUUGAAUCUACAGUCGUUGCGUCUGAACCAUAACUCUCUUAAUAAUCUUGAGACUGAGGCCUUUGCCAGCCUUCUCUCCCUCACCCACCUCAGUCUCAGUCACAACGAGCUUCAGUUCUUCCCCACUAUCACCAUGACCAGACUAGUGGGGCUAACCCAUCUGGAUUUGAGCUUUAACCCCAUGACAUUCCUGGGUGAGAUGAGUGUGUCAAUGCCCAAACUCACGCACCUGUCUAUGGCGCACAUGGCCCUGCAGGAUGUGUCUGCAGCAGCACUGUCUCUCUCUCCACUCCUGUCUCGCCUGGACCUGAGUCAUAACCAGCUACACUACCUCCAACCAUUGAUAGGAACUGGACAGCUCCAGACCAUCAACCUCACCGCUAAUCCGGUGCGGUGUACAUGCAUGCUGCUGGACCUACGCGUCUGGGCACGGGAUGGCGGGGUCAAACUCCAAGGAAACUGCGCUGGACCACCGCACCUUUCAGACGAGCCACUAGAGGGUGUGCUGGAGCAGGACCUGCGCUGCAGGAGACGGGAUGGAGGGAUGAAAGAGGAGGAAGAGGAGGAAGAGAGGACUGUGACCAUUACUGAGCCAAAGAGGAAGGACAACUGCCCUGAGAACUGCCUGUGUGAGCCUGAGGCUCAGCAUGUGUCUUGUGAAGAUCGUGGCCACACCAAAGUCCCCCGUGGUUUCCCCAACAGCACCCACUUGCUGGACCUGCGUGGCAACCACUUCCACUAUAUCCCUGGCAACAGCUUCCGUGGUAUCCCUGAGGUAGUGUCCCUGCACUUGGAUGGCUGUAAGAUCCAUGAAGUUGAGGCUGGAGCUUUCCGUGGGUUGAAGGGGCUCAUGUACCUCUACCUGUCAAACAACGAGCUCUCUUCUCUGGACAAGGAGGCCUUUGCUGGAGCGCAGCAGCUCAUGUACCUCCACCUGGAUGGAAAUAAACUCACCCACUUCCCCUCUGCAGCUACGCUAGCACACAUUCCGAAACUACUAGAACUGCACCUGGAGAGAAACCUCAUUGCUAAGCUGGAGCCAGCAGGGCUUCUCCAACCAAUCCCCAUGCUCCGAGGACUCUACCUUACCAAUAACAGCAUCUCCACUGUCUCAGCAAAGGCUUUAGACCCUGCCACAAACCUCGAGGUCCUACAUCUAGGAGCCAAUCAGCUUACAGAUGUGCCAAAUGGUUUGUUAGGCCAUGCCCCUCUGUUGGCUGAGCUCCAUCUCUCAAGGAAUCCAAUUCGCUGGAUUGGUCCAAAGGCAUUUCAGGCGGUGGGAGGGAGUCUGAAGCAUCUGUACCUGGAUGGGCAGGGGCUGAAGAAGCUGAGUCAGGAGGCUCUGGCUGGAUUGGGUUCAUCUCUACAGUCUCUUGCUCUGGAGGACAAUCAGCUGGAGCAGCUGCCUGACCUUUCACCUCUGACUGGACUGCGACACCUCACACUGGACCACAACCCUCUAAUGUGUGACUGCAAUCUUCUGCUGCUCUGCAGAUGGAUGGAGCAGACUGGUCUGAUUAUGUCUGCAACGUGUGGCUACCCUGCUGAGCUUCAUGGUCAGAGUGUCAGAGAAGUGGACAUCUUUAAGAACUGUAGCACUGAGAAACCUCAUGCCAUCACCAACUCCACCAGCCUUAUCAAGACCCCAAAGUCCUCCAAAUCCAUGCUCACACUACUGAAUGGAGCCACAACUAAGCCUUCCAACACAAAAAAAUCCAAACCUAAACCAACCAAGAACAAGCCAAGGGUGAAACCAUCAGUAACUGAACCCAACAGGCCCCUAAAAUCAGCUCUGAAAACCGCACAGAGAAAGAACAAGAAGAGACAAUGA
Molecule: messenger RNA, 2358 nt
Organism: Colossoma macropomum (tambaqui)
Lineage: Eukaryota; Metazoa; Chordata; Actinopteri; Characiformes; Serrasalmidae
Gene: chadla
Product: chondroadherin-like a
Exons: 9
Coding region: 1-2358 (785 amino acids)
Biological process (GO): immune response; toll-like receptor signaling pathway
Cellular component (GO): plasma membrane
Molecular function (GO): transmembrane signaling receptor activity; protein binding
Source: RefSeq, a predicted model, not a curated record